Messenger RNA from Haplochromis burtoni (Burton's mouthbrooder), 1044 nucleotides. RefSeq names its product beta-crystallin B3. The transcript has 6 exons. The record is from RefSeq and is a predicted model, not a curated record. Bases 130 to 879 code for a protein of 249 amino acids. NCBI's taxonomy places the organism in Eukaryota, Metazoa, Chordata, Actinopteri, Cichliformes, Cichlidae. Gene Ontology annotation, biological process: visual perception; lens development in camera-type eye. Gene Ontology annotation, molecular function: structural constituent of eye lens.
ACCGCUCACCAGGCCUCCACACAGAUCCUCACUCAGUCACAGACAGAAAGGGCAAAGAAAAGAAAGAGGGAAGACGGAAAACGUGGCUUGUACGGGGUGCAUUGAAGCACAAGCCAUCAAGACUAAAAAAUGACAGACCAGCAGGGAACCCCAGACCAGCUGCCUGCAGAAAAGGGUCAAGGAGGGGCUGGAGCAACAUAUAAGCUGGUGGUUUUUGAGUAUGAGAACUUUCGUGGAAAAAAGGUGGAGCUGUCUGGUGAAUGUAAAGAUGUGCUGGAGAAGACACAAAGGGUUGGUUCAGUCAUUGUGGAGUCGGGACCAUGGGUAGGGUUUGAGCGUCCAAGUUUUGCUGGAGAGCUGUUUGUGCUGGAGAAGGGAGAGUAUCCUCGUUGGAGCACCUGGACCAACUGCCAGAGUAGCUACAGCCUGAGCUCCUUUAGGCCUCUGAAAGUGGACAGUGCAGAUCACAAGUUACAUCUGUUUGAGAAUGCUGGCUUUGAAGGCAGAAAAAUGGAGAUUGUUGAUGAUGAUGUCCCCAGUCUGUGGGCUCAUGGUUUCCAAGACCGUGUGGCCAGUGCUAAGGCUGUCAAUGGAACGUGGGUAGGAUACAUGUAUCCAGGUUACAGAGGGCGCCAGUAUGUGUUUGAGCAAGGAGACUUCAAGCACUGGAAUGAUUGGGGAGCCACUGCACCUCAGAUCCAGUCCGUCCGACGUGUGCGGGACAUGCAGUGGCAUAAGAGAGGGUGCUAUAUUGCCCCUGCCCCCGCCCCUGCCCCAGCUCCUGGUCCAGCCCCAGCUCCAGCCCCUGGCCCUACACCACCCAAUCCCAAUCCUAACCCUACUCCCAACCCCAAAUCCCAAACUCAGCCCGAAGCUUAAACUCCCACCUCUGACACCUUCCACAGAAACUGGUGAAUGCUGAAGGCAGCUGGCCAGUCCUUAGUCUCUCAUUAUUAAAGCUCUUUAUUGGUUUAGGCUUUUGGAAAACUGGAACUGAAAAAAUUAACCAUGCAUCUCUGUUGGAAAUAAAAGUUUUGGCCCUGA